This is a messenger RNA of Humulus lupulus (European hop), 1179 nucleotides long. RefSeq lists its product as uncharacterized. The transcript has a single exon. NCBI's taxonomy places the organism in Eukaryota, Viridiplantae, Streptophyta, Magnoliopsida, Rosales, Cannabaceae. The coding region runs from base 224 to 901 and encodes 225 amino acids. The record is from RefSeq and is a predicted model, not a curated record.
UAAAAAGUAACUCAUUUUAGAAAAAAUCAAACACGCUUUUCGCCCGGAAAGAACACAAUAAAAGACCCAGACGAAGUCUUUGGCUCUUUGCCCUCUUCACCUUAUUGACCCAACUCUCUCUCCCUCUCGAAUAUUUUCUUCUGAAAACCCAAAUAACUUCUUCUCACAAACCCAAUCCGUAGAUUUUUGUUCUUGUUCGUUUUAAUCUUCAGUAAAGGAGUUAAUGGGUCCAGAAUGCCAUCGUUUCCAUCCUCAAAAGAACACAUUCUUACCAAUGUUAUGCUCGAAGCCUUCUAUCAAAGACGUCGGCCUUCCCCUUCCCAUCAGGUGCGUCAACCGCCGGUCACCGUCGCCGUCGCCGGUGUCCUCUUCCGGAGACGACCCUUUAUCCCCUAGAAUCAGUUGCAUCGGCCAGGUCAAGCGGAACAACAGGGUAAUCGGCUUUCCAACUAGAUCAUUACUCACUCAUACGACACUAAUCACCACUUCUAAGCACAACAAAAACGACAACAAUAGCCACGUCGUCAAGUACUCCAAGCUGAAGAAGUUUUUCUCCAGCAAAAAUCUCGUCGCCGCCGCCACUACCGCCGUCAUCAAUCCCUCCGUCGUCUCCGUCUCCGUUGCUUGCGACGGCGGUCGAGGCCGAGGCCGGAGGCGAGGUCAGGUCAUCAGUGGCGGAAAUGGGUUGUGCAGAAGUGAAGCUAAGAGUGAGAAUUGUGUUUCUGAGAUCGACAUCAUGGCAAUGGAUCCGCCGUUGCCGGUGAUUAAACGGCCGGCGGGAGGUCAACAAGGUGAGUCGGAGAGUUUGUGGAAGAGAAGAUCCGGCGGUGCCGCAUUGAGAGGAUUACAGCUCCAACAGAUUCACCAUCCCAAACAUCAUCUUCAACCCACAACAGUUUAAGUUUUAGUAUUAUUAUUACCAGAAAGUGAAGGUGAUAGAUAUAUAUAUAUAUAUCUAUAUAUUUAGUGACGGAGUUUAAUAGAUAGGAAAAACAAAGGGUAAUAUUGGUUUGUAAAUGGUUGUCUAAAAUGUUAUGGGUUUAUAAAUUUUUUAUAAAAAUUGUUUGACUCAGUGUUUCAAGAGACAUAUACAUAUUGAUAGUUGUUAAUUCUGGUCAUGAUAUCAUGUAAUAUGAAGCAAUGAAUGAAUGCUAUUGUUCAUAAUAUUCUUUUCUUGAA